AAUCAGGUUCAUCCAUGUCCAUCCAUGACUCCGAAACUUGAGCUUGCAGCUUAAUUGGCCAGAUACAUGUUGAGUGUAACCUCAACUUGCCGCUCACGGGAACUCGCGUUUUCGCAGUACUAUGUAAGGACUGGUCGGUUCCCCUCCGCGUUCUCUCAGGCUCUCUCUCUGUUUCACCCUGUUGGCCGUCUCUCAGACAUUCGAGGUCAGUUUGAGACAACUUAUUGGUGAUCUAUACACGUCUUUCGCCCGACUAUAUAACGAAAAAAUGUCUCACGUAGGUUACGUCGUGACCUUCCCAGACUGGGAUGCUUAUUGGAUGAGCGCGGCUCAGGUACCAAAACAACUUGAUGAAUCCAGUCAACGCCAAACAUUCCCCAUCUACCCAGCUUUUGUGGCAAAAGAAUUGCCAUCGAUCAAGGAUAUCAUAUACAACCAGAGCAACGCAACCCCACAUUCACACCCGCUCCUUUCGAGCCCCUUGCCCAUUGCGGUGACACCGUCACUUCCAUUGCCACACCUGCUCGAGCACAUGCACGCGCGUGAACCGCCGCUACAGCCAUGGCAUGUGACCUCCGACCCCAGCCGCCCGAUCCAGAGCCGUCAGAGCCGUCAGAGCCCUUUCAUGGAAAGCAUACCAGAGGAGCCCAUGAACCUACUUUGGGACCAACUUACCCAGCCAAGAAAGGUCCGCCGCACGCAGUAUAUUCAAUGCAUUUGGAAAGCUCUGGGCGGCAAAAAGCUCACCGACGUCCUACCCCUCUCAAUGUGGCCCACGACCUUCAGAUCAGCAAAUCGCACGCCGGUAUAUUAUGACUCGCAGCAACCCGACGACAACGUCCGAAACUGGAACGAUCUCCUGCUCUGGUUGCUCGCCAUGUUGUUUGAUGAUAACGCGGGAAGAGACCUGAAGGCUAUCGUUGAUACUUUACAAGAAGAGAUGGUUACGCGGCUGUGUUCCCAGGCUAAAGAGGAAGGGCAUUGUGGACUUCAGCCUCAGGAUGUCGAACGCGUUAUUCGUCGCUUUCGGCAGCCGCUUGUGCAGCCUAGAUCCAACACCGAUGAGGCUAUGGUUCGACGGUUCCAGUCGGGGGCAAUGUUUGCAUAGACGAACGGAAACGGGGCGAGGCGCCUUAUGUGUCGGCCGGCGACUUCUGACUUGCACGAAGGAAAUCGACCUGCGACUUUUCAACUUAACCCUCCUUCGCCAUGUUUUCACUCUUCGUCCAAUCAUUCGUCAGAUUUCUUCCCUACAGGAUUGUUACAGGUAAUGGCCAUGACAGUCUUAUUAAUGUAUAACCGUGCGCUCCUUUUAAACUCGAGCCUUAGCAACGUAUAUAUUAUACUGUUCGGAAGAUACCGCUACAACCCUCAUUCGUUUAUUCAUCUUUCUCCUACGGUCCCAUGGAACCAGGUGUUGACGGGAUACCCUUCGGUAAAUUAUCGAUGGAUAGAGUGCGAUAUUUAUAGCUAUUCACUCACGAA
Messenger RNA from Mytilinidion resinicola, 1485 nucleotides. RefSeq lists its product as uncharacterized. Bases 269 to 1108 code for a protein of 279 amino acids. Lineage: Eukaryota; Fungi; Ascomycota; Dothideomycetes; Mytilinidiales; Mytilinidiaceae. The transcript is spliced from 2 exons. The record is from RefSeq and is a predicted model, not a curated record.